CGCUCGGUCGUAUCCAAACCCAACACAGCAAGCUAGCGAGACAAGAAACUUCCAUUCCGUUCGCACACCAGACUCCGCGAUCCUAAUCCGCUCCACGCGUCGUUCAACGUUCAUGGCCACCGCGCCGCGCGCCACGGCGAUCGCCGACGACCGGUGCUGCCCGGCGGCGUUCGCGGCGGACGGCGACGCCGCGACGGCCAUCGAGGACCUGCCCGCGGACGUCAUGGCACUCGUGCUCCGCCGCCUCGACGGCGCGUCCCUGGCCGCGCUCGGCUGCUCCUGCGCCGCCUUCCGCGACCUCGCCGCCGACCCGGACGCCUGGCGAGCGCUCUGCCUCGCGCUCUGGCCAUCGCUCCGCGACGUGCCCGCCGCGGACCACAAGGGCCACCGCCGGCUCUUCGCCGACGCGUUCCCGUUGCCGUCCGCUGCCGCGUCGCCUGCACCGGCGCUCGACCCGGCGCAUCGCCUCCCCGCGCGGCUCGUCUCGGCGGUCGACCUCCACCACCGGGGCGCCGGCAUCAUGUCGCGCGUCGUCGAGACGGACGCCGCGUCGGGGUGGUUCCUGGGCGCGCCGUUUCGCGUCGACGCGCUCGUGCAGGAGGGCUUCACGGCGCCGGCGCCGAUCGCCCCGGCCGAGCUCACCCUCAGCUGGGUCCUCAUCGACCCGUCGACCGGACGCGCCGUGAACGCGUCGAGCCGGCGCCCGGUGUCCGUGGAGCGGCGGUGGCUCACGGGGGAGACCGUUGCGCGGUUCGCCGUCGUGCUCGGCGGCGGCGGCGGCGUCGCGCUGGACGCCGCCGUCACGUGCGACGAGAGGCUGGGGCACGUCAGGGAGGUCAGCCUCUGCAUCGUGGACGGCGAGGGCAGCGGCGUCAGCGGGAGGGACGGGCUGGCCGUGGUCGCCGCGGCCAUGGCGGGCGCCAGGCAGGGGCGCGGCGCGGAGGACGCGGCCAGGCUGCGGUAUGAAGAGUUUGUCAAGGGGAGGGCGGCCAGGAAGGAGCGGAAGGCCAGGCGGGAAGGCUUCAUCGACCUAUGCUGCUCCAGCGUCGGGGCGGCGGCGUUCCUGGGGUUCCUGGUGAUGCUGACAUUCCGGUGACAGACACCUCGACGACCGCCACGCAAAUGCACAGCACGACUGCUCGAGCAAUGUAAAUAGUGGGAAAAAGGAGCUAUCGUUGACACGCACGCUGCACACAAGACAUGUAAUUACGUACAUGGUGCAGGUUAUUACAUGCCUGAACACACUAGCAAUUUACACAAGGGCCUGAGCUUAGUGAGAAGACUCAUUUCCUAAUGAUGGUCCAUGCCCUAUUCUUGCAAUUUGGACAUCCACGAAAGGAACCGUUUGUUUGCUCCAUAAA
Setaria italica (foxtail millet) is the source of this 1361-nucleotide messenger RNA. Its product is annotated as probable F-box protein At2g36090. The record is from RefSeq and is a predicted model, not a curated record. The transcript has a single exon. The coding region runs from base 113 to 1096 and encodes 327 amino acids. Lineage: Eukaryota; Viridiplantae; Streptophyta; Magnoliopsida; Poales; Poaceae. Gene Ontology annotation, molecular function: protein binding.